Molecule: messenger RNA, 2602 nt
Organism: Gopherus flavomarginatus (Mexican gopher tortoise)
Lineage: Eukaryota; Metazoa; Chordata; Testudines; Testudinidae
Gene: RABL2B
Product: RAB, member of RAS oncogene family like 2B
Exons: 9
Coding region: 184-861 (225 amino acids)
Cellular component (GO): Golgi apparatus; endosome
Molecular function (GO): GTP binding; GTPase activity
Source: RefSeq, a predicted model, not a curated record
UCCCUUCUCGCUCCUCCUUUCCAAGUGUUCCCUCCCUGGGUGCCUGGAGAGGUACACAGAAGCAAGCUCCGUGAAUCUAUACAGAGGGACUUCACCCUCCCUAUUUCCAGUCCUGGAAACACAAGCACUUCCCUCUUCACCCAGAGGGAGAGGUGGCUUCUGUGCAGCUGGGGUGGAGGCAGCAUGGCUAGAAAUGCACCAGGGGCAGAUUUGUGUGAGGAGCUGGACCAGACGAAGUAUGAUGCAGAUGAGAACGUGAAGAUUAUCUGCCUGGGGGACAGCGCUGUGGGGAAAUCCAAGUUAAUGGAAAGGUUCCUCCUGGAUGGAUUCCGACCCCAGCAGCUCUCUACGUUUGCCUUGACACUCUACAAAUACACAACCAAUGUGGAUGGGAAGAAUAUCCUUGUGGACUUCUGGGACACAGCCGGACAGGAGAGAUUCCAGAGUAUGCAUGCAUGCUAUUACCACAAGGCCCAUGCUUGUAUCAUGGUGUUUGAUGUGCAGAGGAAGGUCACCUACAAGAACUUGAAUAACUGGUACAAGGAGCUGAGAGAGUUCCGCCCAGAGAUCCCCUGCAUUGUGGUGGCCAACAAAAUUGAUGCGGAUAUGAAAGUGACUCAGAAAAGCUUCAACUUUGCCCGGAAGUUCAAUCUGCCCUUCUAUUUUGUCUCAGCUGCAGAUGGCACCAACGUAGUGAAGCUCUUCAGCGAUGCUAUCAAACUGGCCGUUGCGUACAAACAGAAUUCAGGGGAUUUUAUGGAUGAGGUCAUGCGGGAGCUAGAGAACUUUGAACUGCAGAAAAAAGGAGAGGACUUGGAUAAAGAGGAGAACUACCCUGAGGAGAAGCCCCCAUCCACCUGAGCCCAGGCCUCAGACCAACCUUGUGCUGCUCCCUAUCGCCCAGCUUCUUCAUGGUUGGUCAGAACCAUCACUCUCUGUCAGGGGAGAGCAGAUUUCUCAUGCACUGGCCGUGCUGGGAGCCUAUGGCUGGGACCAUCCCUCCCUGGGAGGGAGACUGUUUGGGCCUGAUCUUCCUGGCCUGGACCCCAUCCUCCUGAGCAUCCGGGACACAGAAGGAACAAGAAUACAUGUGACUGCUGCCUGCCCCUGUGGGAGGGAAGGAGGGCAUUUGCUGAGGUGUUGGGCCACUGCCUGCCCUGCAGGGAAGGGUCCUGCCCAGGUGUCUAUAAGCAGAGCCCAGAUUGAGAAAACCAACACUAAAGGAUUGUUUUACAAAGCGUUAAGCCUGGGUCCUUCCUGCACCCAAACCAUGUUUGAAUAGCAGCCCUUCCCAUUGCUGUUUCAACCCAGCCAGCUCUACCUCUCAACCCCCCCACCCCACCACCGUACCAGCCCAUCCAUUCCACCCCAAUGCUUCUCUGGCUCUGUGUGUGCCACCCUUCCUCGUGCCCACUGUUCCAGCCCAGCUGGCUCUGUGUACCACCCUUCUCCACCCACACUGUCCCAGCCCACUACGAGCCAUCCCCCCUUCCUCGGUCCACCAUUCUAGCCCAGCUGGCUGUGUGCAGCCCCUGCUCCUGUGUGGUUCUGGGCAUGGCAUAAAAGGCUGAAUAGAACAGAGGCAGAGCUGGUUCUGUUGUGGGCACUGUUUUACUUCUGCGGUGAGGUAAGUGCUCAGUCUCCAUCCACAAGGACAACGGGAAGGAUGGGAGCUGCAUGCUGGUACAGAGUCCUCUAGCGCAGUGGGCAAAGCAUCAGAAAUGGCCACUGUCCAUCUCAGCCUCCGCUGUGCUCUGCUCCCCUCCCUUCUCAAGUCCCCUUUCCCUUCAGGCCCUGUAGGAACUCGUUCAGCUUCCUGAAGAAGUCAGACAGACUGCUGUGGAUUGACAGGCACAGGCCUGGCCUGGGCCUGGGCCUGGGCCUGGGCCUGGGCCUGACUUUCCCCAAGAUCCAGUCAUGAAAGUGCAGAGUGGAACUGUAGACUCCUGGCCUCUGUGCCUUGGCGCAGCCCAGCCCCCAGCUGGUGACUCCAAUAACCCAGAAGCGCUUUGACCUUUCCUCUGCGCACAUGAGGGGGCCUCCGCUGUCGCCCUGCAGCAGGGGAGAGAGGUCUGAGGCAAAGCCAGCUCCUCACGGUGCGUCAGGCUUGGCAGUAGGGGUGACUCCUUGAAAGAGGAUUAAGGACCCACAACCCCUCUGGCAUCAGCCACUGGGAGACAUUUGUCAGCUAGAGCUCAGAGGAAGGGGCUCACUCCCAAGGCCUGGCUAGCAUUGGCAAAGCCCUAGCACAUGUUCCAAAAGGGGACAAUCUUGCAGUGCCCCCCACCCCUGGGAAUGGACUGUCUAGGGGCUGCAGCCAGGGCUUCCCCAAUCAGGAGUCAGCUGCAUUUCGGUGUUAGCUCAUAGCUGAGCAGUCAGCUCCCUCCCCUUCCUCCUCCCAUACAGAGCCCUCUUGGGUACCACACCUCUGAAUGCCGCCACUAUGCAGCGGCGCUGUGGCACGGGGCCUUCCUCCCAACUCUGUGUACUACGGGCAGAGUGUCUGUCUCACUGGCCCUGAGCAGUAGCUGCGCUCUGAAUCCCAAGAGCGCCUGACCCAAAUUGGGUCUCUGAGUCAUUGACAUUAAAGAUAAAAACUGUC